AUGCUUGAAUUGUCUCCUCUGUUGACUACCAUUGAGAAUUCAGCCCAGUCUUCUAUAAUGUCAAAGAGCCUUCUUGCUGUUCAUGUUCUAGCAGAUUUAUCAAUGAAGCUCAGCAGAAGAACUGAAAUGGAAUCGGAUGGGAAUUCUUUCUCUUCUCUGCUAACACGAGUCAUCUCCAUAAUUGUUGAUCGGUUUAUCUUGCUGGUGAAGCCACUGUUGGUUCUCAGCCAGUCUGGUGGAGGAGUAUUUCGGGAAGUUCAAAGCCUGCUUAGGCUUCUAUUUUCUUUGGUUAGAGAAUAUCCAGAUCUUGGUGUCUCUGUGCUGGAUAAAAUUAGAUUUUUUAUUGAGUAUCUUGUGGAUGCACAAGAAGGUAACAUAGUUAUAAGGCAAGCAAGUUUAUCAGCUCCGGAGGUUUUGGAUUUUAAAGGAGAAAAGAUAAGCAUUAGUUUGAAGCUGGCAUGUUAUGUCCAUAAAUUUUUAGUUAGUUGCAUUGAAAUUCUGGAUGAAGCUGGUGCCAUCACUACCCAAUUGGUUGACAAAGUAAAGCUUUUGGUUUUCUCUGUGCGUCACUGCAGUUUAUUUCGUUGGUAUGCACUUAUAAUGUAUUCCAUACUGUUGCACUCUCAUACUAUGUGGAGUCAUGUAGUUCGUAACAAGGAAAGUUGUGAUCCUGAUAGCAACUUGAAUAGUUCACUUUGUAAGCACUUGGUUGAGCAUGAACUGUUCUCCCUUGAAUGUGCAGAGAAAAUGUUGACAGAGGGGGAUAACUGGUCUGCUUAUAAAGUUGGGACAUUCGCAGCAUGUCAGGGAGCAUGGGUCACAGCUGUGUUUGUAUUUGAGCAACUAACAAGUAAAGUUCAGUCUGGAAUCUGUUCUUGCUGGUUAAAAUCAUUAACUCAAUUUGCUCAAAGUGAGAGUAAGUUUCAGUUCUAUCUCUUAACACAACAGGGUUUCAGUUUGGCAGAUUGGUCAAAGAUGAACAAAUUUCCUAUCAUGCUUUUCAGGGACUGUUUUGAUGAAAUUGGUAGAGCUUCUGUUGAAAAGAUCUGUGACCCUAAUUAUACUGAAGUGCUUCUUCGUGCUCAUUAUGGACUUUGUUCUUCAAGGAAAACAUUGGAAUCUGUUAUCACAUCCGAUAAAUCUUUCUGUUUUCAAAGAUGGUUUUUAGCUCUUCGGGUGGAACUUCUAGGAACUGUGUUAGAUGUACUUAAAGUCUUGGUUGCCAUCCCACUUAACCCGGACAGUAUUAGUAACAAUAGACAGGUUGAGAAAAAUGACGAGCAUCUCAACUUGCUGCAACAGGUUACUGAAUUAUCUUUUCGGUUUAAGAGGCUGGCACAGGAAUAUGAUCUAAUUUCCAUGUCAUUCAUUGGAAUGGACAGCAGAAGUUCAAGGAUAGUUUCAACACUUGCAUUAAGUUGUUCGCUAUUGGCUUUUGCUACUGGAUUUGCUAUUUUGAUUUCAAACGUGCCAGCCAAUGAAAUUCUAAUGCCUUCUGAUUUGGAAAAGUCCAAAAACUAUUUACAAGGAAUGCUGGUGCAAAAUUUAAUCAGGCGGUUAUGGCUCAUGGACAAAGAAACCACUUCACAUCUGUGUCUGCUUUUAGGUGUCAGUGUGCAGCCUAAAGACAAUAAUCACCAGUAUAGAAGUCAAAGAUUGAACAUUAGUAGUGAAGAAAGAGAUAUUCUUGAUGUUUGUAACUAUGUUAUUUCUGGCAUCGUGGCAAUAAAAAAUGAGGCAAAUAGGAAGCAUAAUGAGGAGGUUCUUUCCCAAGUUAAUAAGGAUGGUUUCCAGCUUCUCUUGGACACUAUCACAAAAUGGAUGCACAUCCCUUUUUGGGUGCCAACAUAUUUCUUUAAAAUAAGGCCUUGCACUGGCGCAGAACUCUUUGUCUUCAGUGCAGAUGCCAGAAACUCAAAUCAGUUAUCUGUCUUGCCAGGCUUCAACUUAUCCCUGAAUCUUUGUCUGCAAUUGAGGAAUUUGCCGCCAGAUCGUCCAAUUGGAGUGACCAAGUCUUAUUGUGUCCUAUAUUCAAGUAUGUCUUUUCAAGAGUGCAUGGAAAAUGGAGAAACCCAGGGGCAAUUGCCAUGGGAGAAUGGACCUUUGGACACUGCCAACUUGAUCCAAAUGAAUGAAAAACUGUUGCACCAUGUAACAGAGUGUACAAAGAAGACUAUUAAUGGUAAACAUGGCAGGGAUAAAGAUAUUGGCGGUGAUGAGUCUCGGCAGCUGGAACGUUGUGAUGAGAUGAAUUUUAUGUUUCCUGAAAAGUUGAACCUCGUGGAGCAGAGUCUUCAGUCAAAUGGCAUAGCUACCUUAGAGAUUUCAUGGGGAUUUUCCACUAUGUUUAAGAACAUCAUAUUUGCAUCUGGUCCCAAGUAUUUUAUGUGA
Molecule: messenger RNA, 2391 nt
Organism: Dovyalis caffra
Lineage: Eukaryota; Viridiplantae; Streptophyta; Magnoliopsida; Malpighiales; Salicaceae
Source: the annotation of a GenBank genome assembly